Messenger RNA from Loa loa (African eye worm), 384 nucleotides. RefSeq lists its product as hypothetical. The transcript is spliced from 2 exons. NCBI's taxonomy places the organism in Eukaryota, Metazoa, Nematoda, Chromadorea, Rhabditida, Onchocercidae. The annotation marks the transcript as partial. The record is from RefSeq and is a predicted model, not a curated record.
AUGUGGUCACAUCUGUUUUCCAACAACCAUUCAUUCGAUUGUGUUUUUCACUUUUCUACUACGGUGAAGGUAAACUACGGUAAUAUUUGCUUCAUUUACAUAUUCGGUAAGUUUAUCGAUAUUGACAUUUUGUGUGAAGUUGAAAUUAACUCCUACGGUAUAUGCUUCGUUGCAUCUGUUGAAGUAUUAUUGAUCGAGGAAGAUGACCAGUGUCAUCACAUCUCUGCAAAUGAUUUGGAGGAGUAUCUUGCUCACUCACUUACCUCAACGUUUACUUGGUACCUUUAUGACAGUACCAUCAAACUACAAUUUCAAAGCAAUACGAUACAAUUUGCUUUUUUUUUUCAAGACAAGAAUCGAACUGGAUGUCUUUUACCUUAUUUG